This is a messenger RNA of Micropterus salmoides (largemouth bass), 3416 nucleotides long. RefSeq names its product transient receptor potential cation channel subfamily V member 6-like. Gene Ontology annotation, molecular function: protein binding; calcium channel activity. The transcript has 17 exons. Bases 162 to 2294 code for a protein of 710 amino acids. Lineage: Eukaryota; Metazoa; Chordata; Actinopteri; Centrarchiformes; Centrarchidae. Gene Ontology annotation, cellular component: membrane. The record is from RefSeq and is a predicted model, not a curated record. Gene Ontology annotation, biological process: calcium ion import across plasma membrane.
CUCCACGUCUCCUCCUUCUUGGCUGGGUCAUAUAUAAUGGUCAUGCCACAGGGAUUUCACUUAUCCUCUGGGACAUUUCAUAGGUUUUGGUCAAGUGUUAUGACUAUCACUAGAAGUUGAGGAGUAGCACUAUUACUGUUUAACGUCGAAAUCAGGUGUCAAUGUCUUCGUCUCUGGCCAGAUCUGUUCUGUGUGAGCUCAACCAUUGGUGGAGCCAUUUGAGGUUUCGCGUUCAAAACAAGAAAGGAUGGAACGAGAUGUUGGAUGAGACUUUUUUGCUCUAUACCAAAUACGUAAAUGACAUUCCUCUCUUCUUUGCGGCUAAAGAGAACAGUGUUGGUUGUAUCAAGAAACUUCUGAGUUGUGCGUCCACUAAUAUCUUUGAGAGAGGUGCUCUUGGUGAGACAGCGCUUCAUGUUGCUGUGAUGUACGAUAACCUGGAGGCUGCUGUUGCUCUGAUGGACGGAGCUCCUGAACUCAUCAAUGAGCCCAUGAUCACCGAGCUCUUCCAAGGUGUAACUCCUCUCCACAUUGCUGUAGUGAAUCAGAACAUCGAUCUGGUUCAUCAUCUGAUUAGUCGAGGGGGUGAUGUGGCUACACCUCGAGUCACCGGUCUGUACUUCAGGAAGAGGUUAGGAGGACUCAUAUACUAUGGUGAGCACAUCCUGUCUUUUGCUGCAUGUACUGGGAAUGAGAGCAUUAUCUCCACGGUAAUUGAUGCAGGGGCCAGCACCAGGGUCCAGGAUUACCGUGGUAACACAGUGCUUCACAUUUUGGUUCUGCAGCCCAACAAGAUGAUUGCAUGCCAGUCCAUAGACCUGAUUAUGGCAUGUGAUGCAGAGCUGGACCAGUCAGUGUCACUCGACAUGGUGCCCAACUACAGAGGCCUUACACCUUUUAAACUGGCUGCCAAAGAGGGAAACAUUGUGGUCUUUGAGCACCUGGUUAAUAAAAGGCGUGUAGUACAGUGGACUCUGGGCCCUUUGACCUCUAACCUGUAUGAUCUGACAGAGAUCGACUCAUGGGACGACAACAAGUCAGUACUGGAGCUCAUAGUGGGCAGUCACAAGAGAGAGUCAAGAGAAAUAUUGCUGGUGACCCCCGUGAAGCAGCUGGUUAGUCUGAAGUGGAACCUGUAUGGAAAACAUUACUUCAGGCUGCUGCUGUUACUGUAUCUCCUGUACAUCGGGACCUUCACACUGUGUUGUGUAUUUCGCCCUCUAAAGGAUGCUCCAGAGAACUACACAACGUCAGACAUGGACAAAACCACCCGAGUCCAGAAAACACUCAAAGAGAGUUAUGUGACGUAUGAUGACAACCUGCGGCUGGUGGGCGAAAUCAUCAGCGUCAUCGGAGCUUUUCUCAUCCUGUUGCUGGAGAUCCCUGGUAUACUGAGAGUGGGAGCAAAGCGCUAUUUUGGUCAGACAGCACUGGGAGGCCCCUUUCAUGUUAUUCUUAUCACCUAUGCAUGUUUGGUGUUGCUGCUGUUGGUGUUCAGAAUCUGCGAAGUGCAUGGAGAGAGAGAGGUAAUGGCAGUGUCUUUAGUUCUUGGCUGGUGCAACGUCAUGUACUUCGCCCGAGGUUUUGAAACACUCGGCCCUCAUGUCAUCUUGAUACAGAAGAUUAUAUUUGGAGACUUGACAAAGUUCAUGUGGCUGAGUUUCAUUAUGCUCAUAGGUUUUUCCAGCGCUUUGUGGGUCGUGUAUAUGACCCAAGAUCCUACAUCCCUUCCCCAAUAUCGCUCCUUCCCCAUCACCCUCUUCUCCCUGUAUGAGCUCAGCAUGGGCCUCAUAGAUAUGCCUGUGGACCACUCCUUCACUACCCCCCCGAUCGUCCAUGUGCUCCACUCCACCUUGUCUGUGGUCUGCUGCCUCUUUCUGCUAAAUCUACUGACAGCCAUGAUGAGUGACACACAAGAAAGGGUGGCCGAGGAGAGAAAAGAGCUGUGGUGGACUCAGGUGGUAGCCACAACUUUGAUGCUGGAGAGGAGGCUUCCUCGCUGCCUGUGGUCUCGGAUCGGGGUGUGUGGGCUCAACUAUGGUCUGAAGGAGUGCUGGUAUCUCAGGGCUGAGGACAGAACCGAUCCGAUGUUUGAAAAGAUGCAGCGUUACAUCAAAGCUUUCUCCAAAGACAAUGAAAAGGAGGAGAAGACUGGAACAGUAAAGGAGUUGUUCUCAGAAAGCCCGAAACUCAGACCUAAAAAGUGGAAGGCUGUGUCAGGGUGGCAGCUUAUUCGCAAUAGCACUUUGGGUUUGGAGAGGGCAAAAAUAGCCAAAGGAGAACCACAACAUUAAAUGUUUUCUAGGAAGAGGCCUUCCAUCAUCUUCCAUCAUCUUACAGUACUGAACAUUAGGGCUGCAUCAUAUAAUAUUGCAUCCCAUAUUAAAUUUUAUUUGAUUAAUCUAACGAUUAUUCUUUUUGAUUUGCAGACUGAUCUAACAACUAAUUUAUUGAUUAUUAAUAAGAUUAUUUAAUUAUUACUCAAUUAAAAUUACAAUAAAAUGAAUCACAAAUAAAUGUCAAAAACAUGUCUCAUUAAAAAUUCUAUAUUUUAUUUAAUUGAAAAAAGACACAUUGGAAUAAUGAUAAUAGAGUAGAGUUAGUCUAAGGUCAGGUCACUGCUGUGUUAUAAUAUUAAUGAUAGACCCUAUUUGUCGGAUGCCGUUCAGAAAAAUACUGGACCUCAACUUCAAAAGGAUUGCUGUGACAGAGAUUCAUUUAAACAUUGUGUAUCAACCCUUUCCUGAACUGGAGAAUCAGUAUUUUUACUUAGGUACUUUACUUAAAACUUAAAAUAGUUAUGACAUGGGGUUAUUUUAUGUAGGGCAGGGAAAAUAACUGAAACAUUUUACAGACUAACAACAGUCUGUGUUAUUAUUACUUUCUGCACCGCCGUUAUAGUAACAUUAUGUUACUAUAACGGCGGUGCAGAAAUUACUUUUAACAAGCGGCCAAUGAUCAAACAUUUAGAGAAUCAAUUUUAAGUGGCUGCUAAUAACAGAAACACAUUCCUCGUGUUGAUAAUCCUAUUUUUUGCUGCCACUGCCGUCUUGAAAAAGUUUCUCCUGGAUGAUUUUGUUUCAGGUGAUCAUGGUUAGCAGUUGUACUGCUGUGAUAAGCUAAUUCCAAUUUACAGAGCCUAAACAGCUCUGUCUAAAACACUCACAAACUUUAGGUGGUUGCAGGCAAGGUUUUCAGCUGCAGCUUGUUCUCCGGGAGGAAAUCUCUGCUUGGACCGGGCGCAAAGACUUCAUUGCGAUUAUAGUAUUAGCAUUAUGCUACAGAAAAAAAUAUGUUAUUUUUAUAACAAUAUUUAGCAGUAAUAAAUGCCAAACUAAAACAAAGUGAAACGUAGACAUUCAACUUAUGUCGUUGCAUGAACAUUUUUAUAUGAGAAUAAAACCUUUAAAACCAAA